Molecule: messenger RNA, 1534 nt
Organism: Amborella trichopoda
Lineage: Eukaryota; Viridiplantae; Streptophyta; Magnoliopsida; Amborellales; Amborellaceae
Product: D-mannose binding lectin protein with Apple-like carbohydrate-binding domain-containing protein
Source: RefSeq, a predicted model, not a curated record
UCCUAUUCCACAUGCGCCUCUGGACAGAACACCCUCCUUUUUCCGGCCAAGUCGCCGGAAAAUUCCCAUGCGUUUCGGUAUUUUAAUUUCAGGCAACAUGUUGCCUGAUUUUCCAGCCACUAUAACCAUAGUUCUUCUCUUCCUCUUGUUGUCUCUUAGCAUUUGCUCGGCAGAGUUUCUCACCGGAAAUCGUGUGAUCCUUCCUAUCCCUCCGGGAAACCAGAGUGGGUUUUCCGGAAAAGCGAUUUUCAUGGAAACAAAUGGAAUUUUCCCACCUGUCCGUGCUGGUUUAAGCUUGGAUUAUCACGAAGGCGAAGAAUACUACUAUUGCUCUUUGAAGGUGUUUUCCGGUGGGUUGGUGGUCUGGAAUUCAGACGAGUUUUCGGUAUUCCGGCCUUCGGAAAGAUGUAUUUUGGAUUUCACGGUAGCCGGAAAUUUGGAGUUGAAGGACUCGAGAGGGAGCAUUGGGUGGAGUACAGGGACUUCUGGACAAGGCGUGCAGAGAUUACUACUGCACAAGACUGGAAAUCUCGUAUUAAUGACGGCGAAAAACCAUGUUAAAUGGCAGAGCUUCGACUUCCCAACUGAUAUCUUACUCUGGGGCCAAAAACUCUACAAUUCAAGCAAGCUUACAUCAUUCUCCGGCGACCAAAGAACCUUCUACUCGUUUGAAUUACAGCUCGAUGGAGCCGCCCUCUUCUUAAAUUCUGGCCACCAAAAAUACUCUUAUUGGGAAUUCCGGCCACCAGAAAGCCAGUCUAUUUAUUUCUCUAAAUUGGGUUCAUCAGGAUUGAACUUUUUUGAUAAAAAUUCGAAAAUUUCUGGCAAUUUUACGCCAGAUAUUCCAGGACCCAUCAAGCUUUUGGCCUUAGCCAAGAACGGUAACUUGGGUUUCUAUAGAUAUUCAAAAAUGAAAAGGAAAUUUGAGUGUGUAUAUCAAGUUUUAAUGGGUCCAUGCAAUAUGCCCCUAACUUGUGGGGAUUACCAAGCUUGUACUUUAUAUAAUUCAUGCUCCUGUAUGCCAUUUCUUAGGCCUCACAAUGAUCUCUCCAGCUGCAUUUCCGGCGAGUUUUCCAGCGAUUUUUGCCAUAAUGGGUCAACAGAAAUGGUGAAAUUAGAGGGCUUUACCACAAUUUUGAGAACAAAUUCGAUAAUAACAACCAGUAGUAUGGACAUAUGCGUAAAAAUGUGCGCUGGAAAUUGUUCUUGUGCGGCCGCUUUGUAUUCAUAUUCGCCGAAUUCGGAAUGUUUUCACUAUGGAUUGGUGGGUGGUGUGAAGCAAGUGAGAGGAGAGAGAGGGUUGGUGUAUUUUGUGAAGGCUCCAAGAGGGAUCGUAAAGGGCUGUUAUCAAAGUUCAAGCCUAAGACCGAGGCUAUUGAUUUUUAGUAGUGUUGUAGAGGGAGUGGUACUCGUUAUGAUUCUUGGAGGAUUCAUGUAUUGGUUCUUUGUAAUUCGUAAGAGAAAGAAGGAUUUGGCAGGAGAGAGGUCCUGAAUCAUUCCAAACUUAAAAAUAUAUAUAUAUAUAUAUAUAUAU